Bacidia gigantensis is the source of this 1413-nucleotide messenger RNA. RefSeq lists its product as uncharacterized. The coding region runs from base 1 to 1413 and encodes 470 amino acids. Lineage: Eukaryota; Fungi; Ascomycota; Lecanoromycetes; Lecanorales; Ramalinaceae. The record is from RefSeq and is a predicted model, not a curated record. The transcript is spliced from 2 exons.
AUGCCUGCCGAGGCCGAUAAGGCUCGGACUAUCUAUGUGAUUGCAAGAAUCUACAAGCUCGGCCAAAAGGGGAUGGGAAUGGAGCUAAUCGUUGAUCCUCAAACAGCCCUGGAGCAGGGGGAACUCCACAUUGAGCCAGACAGAUACAAGGUCACUCUUGGAAAACGGCGGCUUCCGGAUGAUGCGAAACGCUUGAUACCAGAAAAUGCCUUCGCGCCAUCUGACUCUACCUCUAAUUUUCGGAGCACCAGCCCAGAAAUGAUUGCAACAAGUGGGCGGGAGGUGGAAAACGACAGGAUCAUGGAAGCCUCACCAAGCAUCUUGACGGGUCCGUCACACACUCAACAAUACUCGCCACCCCGGCGCAUUUCAGGCGAGGAACAAACAAGAGAGAAAGAAGAGGAGCACAAUAUGACAGAAUCGACGGACGUUCAUGCGUCCACUCUUGAAGAUUCGCCGCCACUCUUGCUUCCCGGCAUAGAGUCGAAAGAAAAAAUGGGGGGACGGCGAUCAUCAGAUGACCCGCUGCAACAUCCUGGCAUCCUCAGUACCAACAUUACUAGUCCCAAACCUAACGGAAGCAUUGCUGACGGUCUGAUCGAAGAGACCUUGCACCUUCAAGACACGAACUCAGAUAGCGGACACAGAGACCAAAACAACCGCCCUUUCAGCAUAUUCUCCAGCGCAAAGUCGGCCGGUGCAGGGGCCUUAUCCAUUCCAGGUAGCGAGAUCCAGAAGUCUCCAAUUGAGUGGCCUACCUCCGAGCUCCCAAAAGGCUUCCGAUUUCCGGCCGAUGAGUCAGUACCUAAAACCUCUGCUGAAGACACUAGCAAAUCCCUCGACCUGCUGAAAGACGGAGCAAAAGAUGCCGCUCUUCUGUACCAACUGUCAGAUGACCCACUCAUGACCUCGUCAUCAUCUCAAUUUCCCUUCGCAAAACCACACCCCUCUCAAGCCGCUUUUGUUUCUGAAACGUCCCUGUCUAAUCCGCAACCAGGGAAUCCAACGUUUAACACCGCUACUCAUACCCAAUUUCUAUCGUACUUAGAAUACGACAAUCAUGUAGAUAUAAUACGACAGUACCAGAGCACCGGCUUUACACCGCCAGAAUCAUUCUGGUCUUUUGAAGAAAUAAGAAUUGGGGCAUACAAUGGAGUAACAAAGGUUGAUUGGCCUCUGUACCAUGAGGACUUCCAGUGCAUCGGCUUCGGACCUCCGUAUGAGGGAUUGUCGUUUGAGGAAGUGCGGUUGCAGCAUUAUCUUCAGGCGAAAGAGCCGAGGGACUAUCAAUCGGACGACGACAAUUGGGAUGCUGCGCUUUGCGAAGCCCCACAAGCUUCGGAAGAGGAUAAGGCUGGCCUGCACAAUCAGCCUAUAAGGGUGACCAUCUUGGAAGCAGAGAUAUUCCUGUGA